AUGUUUUCUGACGCCCAACUAGACCAGUUGACGGUGCUCAAGCGACUGGGGAUAAUUGUCAGCAACAUGGAGCUUCUCGCAAACAUGAAGGUCUUGUACGUGAGGGUGGCGGAGACGGUCACGGAGGCUUUCUUCUUGCCGGCGUCGGUGACCGAGUUGGGGGUGUGGCUGACGUGCGGCGUCGACGGCAUCCCGCCGCAACUCAAGGUGUUCGAGUACCAGGAUGUCGUGACCGUUGACGGCGCUCCAUAUGAAGUUGCUGUGGCUUCGCAGAGCCUCGAGCGCAUGGUAGUCAACCGCGCACACGAUGUGACGAUUGAGUGUCCCCACCUUACCUCGUUAUCGGUGAAGUGGGUGGCGGAACUUGGCGGACUUGUGGCUCCGAAGUUGGAGACGUUGGAGGCAACCAAGACGCUGAUCGCCUUGGAAGGGCUUCCCCGGCUUGAACAUGUUGUGAUGAGAGGGAAUGGGCCUGAGGACGGAAGCCAUGAGCAACGAGUUGUCGUCAGCCAUCGGCUCAAGUCUGUUACCAUCGAGCACAUGGUGUUGCUGGAGGUCUAG
This is a messenger RNA of Diutina rugosa, 561 nucleotides long. RefSeq lists its product as uncharacterized. Bases 1 to 561 code for a protein of 186 amino acids. The transcript has a single exon. Lineage: Eukaryota; Fungi; Ascomycota; Pichiomycetes; Serinales; Debaryomycetaceae. The record is from RefSeq and is a predicted model, not a curated record.